CCUGCCGGGGUAUGACGGCUGCCGAGCUGUGAGAUUUCAGCAGUGGACAGUUCCCGUUAGUGAUGUGUUACAGCACUCGCCUCAGACCGCUUUUAACAAUUCCCCCUUGGGAACAUUUGAUCGAUAUUGUUAUAGAAGGUACAGCGAUUUGACGUCAGGACGAUGCCUUGCGUAGCAUUUGGUGCGUAGACACUGUUUUCAUGCUCGGAGGUACCGCUUUCAUUUCGCCUGACAGCAUCCAGCUCAUUGGAAACGCAGUUCACCGCCAUCCCAGUUACUCCACGACCUGCCUGGGUCCCCGCAGUGUUUGUCACCAUUCUGCGGCGCUCUAUCUCUCCAAGCCCCUUGUUUUACGGGAUCGAACCAAGAAUGAAAGGGGCAUGUCCUUGGCUGAGAUUUGCAGCUCUCCUGGUGCUUGUGAUGUGCUCUAUUCCGGACACGGCCAAUGCAGACAGACAGUACGUUAAUGAAUGGGCAGUGGAGGUGGUCGGAGGACCCGAGGUGGCGAGAGCUAUUGCCGAAGAACUAGAGUAUGAUUUUGUGGGCCAGAUCGGAGAACUUCAAAAUCACUAUCUACUUCGACACAAAAUUCAUCCAAGAAGAUCUCGAAGGAGUGCUGACCACAUUACAAAACGAUUAUCUGAGGAUGAACGGGUGUCUUGGGCAGAACAACAGUAUGAAAAGCAAAGAAGUAAGCGUUCUCCACCAAGGGACUGUGCAGACUGCAUGGCAGAGAAACUGUUUAGCGAUCCCAUGUGGAAUCAACAAUGGUAUCUCCAAGAUACAAGAACUUCAUCAUCCCUUCCAAAACUGGAUCUUCAUGUUAUCCCAGUGUGGAAAAAAGGAAUAACUGGCAAAGGAAUCGUGCUUACUGUGCUUGAUGAUGGGCUGGAAUGGAACCACACUGAUAUCCAAGCAAAUUAUGAUCCAGAAGCAAGCUAUGAUUUUAAUGAUAAUGACCCGGAUCCCUUUCCUAGAUAUGACCCAACUAAUGAGAAUAAGCAUGGCACCAGGUGUGCUGGGGAAAUUGCAAUGCAAGCCAACAACAAGAAGUGUGGAGUAGGAGUGGCGUACAAUUCAAAAGUUGGAGGUAUCAGGAUGCUUGAUGGUAUAGUAACAGAUGCAAUUGAAGCUACUUCCAUUGGAUUCAACCCACAGCACGUGGACAUUUAUAGUGCAAGCUGGGGACCAAAUGAUGACGGGAAGACUGUGGAAGGUCCUGGCAGACUUGCACAAAAAGCAUUUGAAUAUGGCAUUCAGAAGGGUAGAGGAGGAAAAGGGUCGGUUUUUGUCUGGGCAUCUGGGAAUGGGGGUCGUCAAGGUGAUAACUGUGACUGUGAUGGAUAUACAGACAGUAUCUAUACUGUGUCCAUAAGCAGUGCAUCACAACAAGGACUGUCUCCAUGGUAUGCGGAAAAGUGUUCCUCGACAUUGGCUACAGCUUACAGCAGUGGAGACUACACUGAUCAAAGAAUUACAAGUGCCGAUCUUCACAAUGACUGCACUGAGACUCAUACCGGCACCUCAGCUUCAGCUCCCCUGGCUGCAGGGAUCAUUGCCCUUGCUCUGGAACAAAAUCCAAAUCUCACUUGGAGGGAAUUGCAACAUUUAAUUGUCUGGACCUCUGAAUAUGAUCCAUUGGCCAACAACUUAGGCUGGAAGAAGAAUGGAGCUGGUUUAAUGGUAAACAGCAGAUUUGGGUUUGGGUUGCUGAAUGCCAAGGCACUAGUUGACAUGGCAGACCCUAAAACGUGGAAGGGUGUCCCAGAGAAGAAGCAGUGCAUUGUCAAAGAUAAUACUUUUGAAUCCAGGCCUUUGAAAGCUGGUGGAGAAAUUACAGUUGAAAUCCCCACGAAAGCUUGUGAAGGGCAAGACAAUCAUAUUAAAGCCUUGGAGCAUGUGCAGCUGGAGGCAACCAUUGAGUACACUCGGAGAGGGGACCUUCACAUCACUCUCACAUCCCCAGCAGGAACUAACACUGUACUGUUGGCUGAACGCGAGAGGGACUCCUCACCUAAUGGCUUUAAAAGCUGGGCCUUUAUGUCAGUGCACACCUGGGGAGAGGAUCCAGUAGGCACAUGGAUGUUGAGCAUUACUGACAUGUCUGGAAGAUUGGAAAACAAAGGGAAAAUCAUCAAUUGGAAGCUGAUUUUACAUGGCACCUCCAGCAGACCUGAACAUAUGCAGAAACCCCGGGUGUAUACUCCAUACAACGCUGUGCAGAAUGAUAGGAGAGGCGUGGAGAAGACAGAAGAGCGAAUUGUGGAUGACAUUUCCAAGAAUGAUGAACCUGAAAAUCUCUACACAAAGGAAAACAGCAGCAAAGAGAAUGUGAACAUGAAAGUGACUGAAGAAGAAGGAGCCUUACACCCUGGUCAAAAAACAUUCAUCCAACAAGCUCAAAACAAUAACGCUCUACACUUUUUCCACAACAGUAAAUACCACAAGGAUGCAGAAGUACCCAUUCAGAGCUUGCAUCAAGCCAUUGGAAAAUUAAGCAAACAGUCCCAGUUGAAAGACUUUGAAGACAGUGAAAACAGUGAUUACAGUGACCAGCUCUAUGACACCAAACCUUAUAAGCAUAGAGAUGAUAGAUUGCUUCAAGCUUUAUUAGAGAUGCUGGCAGAGAGCCAAUAAUCGUUAAUGUAUGGUUAGGUUUUGUGUUCAGUACUUAAUUGUUUAGUCUUGGUAUUUUUGUGAUUCUGUGUAAAGUAAAUGAAUUUGACAAGAAAUAAUCUUGACAAAAAAUUUAAAUUAUAUUUUCAUUAUUUAUUUAUUAAUAGGUGAUCUAUAAUUUUCACCACAUCCAUCGUGUACAAUGUGACUUUGUACAGUAGGUUUUGUUUCAUGACUCUGAUAAGCAGGCUAUAGCCUGAACACAAAUGUUAAGAUCACAAAGUGAUUUGAACAAUGAUACUAAUAACAUAUAGUUUAGUAGAUUCAGGCAAUCAUUAGGAUGUUAUUAGCUAAUGGUUAAUGAUGGUAUAAGCAAAUUAUUAAUAUUUAUCUACCAAAAAAAUUUGAUAAUGAUUUCUUUUGCAAAUUAUGAGCAGGAAAUUUAGUCCUGGUUUCAAAGAACAGCAAUUUAUUAAUGGUUUCAUAAUCUGGAAAGCUUGACAAUCAGAAGCAUUUUUACACAAACAUUUUAUUUAAAAGUAAGCUUAUUUGCCUUAGCCCUAACUUUUGUACAGUAGGUCUUGCUUCAUGACUGAUAAGUAAACUGUGGGCCUGAGCACAAACACAAAGAUUUCACUGUUACAAGAUUAGCUUUACAAUCAAAUGGCCAUCGAUCCCAGUCCCUAAGUAGUUUGCCAUUCUUAUCUACUGUUACGUAGAGAUGAAUUUCGAUUCCAUUCAAUGAUUUAACCAAAUAAAGAAUACCUCA
Pristis pectinata (smalltooth sawfish) is the source of this 3385-nucleotide messenger RNA. RefSeq names its product proprotein convertase subtilisin/kexin type 1 (gene pcsk1). The transcript has 14 exons. Gene Ontology annotation, cellular component: trans-Golgi network; Golgi membrane. Gene Ontology annotation, molecular function: serine-type endopeptidase activity. The record is from RefSeq and is a predicted model, not a curated record. Gene Ontology annotation, biological process: protein processing. NCBI's taxonomy places the organism in Eukaryota, Metazoa, Chordata, Chondrichthyes, Rhinopristiformes, Pristidae. Bases 370 to 2637 code for a protein of 755 amino acids.